AUUAGUAAAUUUUUAGAUGUCUAAAGUCAAACUUCUUCAAGCGGAUGUGAAUCUUCUGAUGACUUAUUUUUCUAAGCAAAUUUUUGAAGUUCUGAACGGAGCUAAUAAUGUUUAUGUUAUGAAAGAACUGAAGAACGCUCAUACUCAAUUUUCAGCAUUAAAGGUGACUGGUAAUUACCCAUUUGGUAACAGGGAGUUCUUCUCGCGGCUCAAGACUACUUUAAGAAACCUAUAUCCUGAGUUUAAGCAUGAAUGGGAACCAUUAUUUCUGCAGAUAAGCAAUAACCUCCGUCAACAAAGAUGGUCAAAGAUAAAUGAAAGUUCCCCAAAACUUUUGCAACUAGCUAGAGGGCAUAAUAGCUUAGCCAUCAAAGAAAUUUUGCCACUUGCUGAACCAGUUUUAUCAAUCGUUGAAGCUGAGGCAGAGCUCAAGAACGAACUUGAAAAAGCUGUUCCAUCUGUUGCUGUAUUGAGCAUCCUCAACAGAAGCCUAUUUCAACACCAAAUAUUUGAUCAAAUUCCGCAUAGACUUUGAAUAGCUCCAUCUCUUCUAAUUGAUGAAUUUAAAAGGUUUUUUCCCGAAAAUGAAAAUAUUAUUACUAAUGCUAGAUGGUUUCUUAAGGCUGCGUUUAGUGAUAAUGUGAAUGUUGUUUCAAGCAUAAUAGAACUGCAAAAAAUGUUUAUUUCUAA
Molecule: messenger RNA, 690 nt
Organism: Hydra vulgaris (swiftwater hydra)
Lineage: Eukaryota; Metazoa; Cnidaria; Hydrozoa; Anthoathecata; Hydridae
Source: RefSeq, a predicted model, not a curated record